GGAACUGCAGGGCUAGAGGAGAAGGAGAAGAAGAGAUCUCUGUGACAUCCUGCUUCACCUGUAUCAAGCAUUAGAUUAAGUCAGAAGAUGGAAAAUCCCAGCUGCAGCUCUGGACAGCAGACAAAACACACUGGUGACAAACCCUACAUUUGUGAGGAGUGUGGGUACAGGACAGAUGGAAAGUCUAAAUUAUGCAGGCAUAUGAGGACCCACACAGGAGAAAAACCCUACAAGUGUUACCAGUGUGACUAUUCUGCAACACAGAAAUGCACUUUGGAUAGGCAUCUAGCAAAGCACUCUGGUGAUAAGCCCUACAUGUGUGGGGAGUGUGGGUACAGGACAACUCUGAAGUCUACCUUAUCCAAACAUAUGAGAACUCAUACUGGUGAAAAGCCCUACAAGUGUGACCAGUGUGGGUACAGUGUAGCUAGAAAGUAUCACUUAUCCCAGCACAUGAGAACACACACAGGGGAAAAACCCUACAAGUGUGACCAAUGUGACUAUUCUGCAGCAAAAAAAUCCAAUUUGGACCAACAUCAUCUGUCUAAACACACCAAAGAGAAACCCUAUAAAUGUGACCAUUGUGAACAUUCUGCUAGAAGUAGAUCUGCUCUGGACUACCAUCUAAAAACAAAACAUACCGGACAAAAGCCCUUCAUGUGUGGCAUUUGUGGAUACGGGUCGGCACUCAAGUAUGGCUUAAUCCGGCACAUGAGAAUCCAUACCGGUGAAAAACCAUACAAGUGUGACCGGUGUGACUUUUCUGCAGCAUGGAAAUCCAAUUUGGACAAUCACUGUAAAACUAAGCACAACUGAGAAAAAUGACGUGGGUACACGACAAGUCUCAUCCCAACAUGUGAGAAUUCGUACAGAAGAAGAGCUGAAACCAUCAAGACAAAUAAACACCAGUGUAAGCACUACAACUAUGCCCCAUGCAUCUGCAAUGACAAAAUGUAGGCAGGAGAUACAUUUUGCCAAAUAACAAGUACCUAAGUGAGCAUCCUGUUUGGUGAGGAUUUGAUAACCCAUGAGAAAACAAAUCUUACCGGCCACGUCAAUGUGUC
Messenger RNA from Branchiostoma floridae (Florida lancelet), 1064 nucleotides. Its product is annotated as zinc finger protein 37 homolog. Gene Ontology annotation, biological process: regulation of transcription by RNA polymerase II. Gene Ontology annotation, molecular function: DNA-binding transcription factor activity, RNA polymerase II-specific; RNA polymerase II transcription regulatory region sequence-specific DNA binding. Lineage: Eukaryota; Metazoa; Chordata; Leptocardii; Amphioxiformes; Branchiostomatidae. The transcript has 2 exons. The coding region runs from base 88 to 816 and encodes 242 amino acids. The record is from RefSeq and is a predicted model, not a curated record. Gene Ontology annotation, cellular component: nucleus.